GUCUUUCUACCAUCAAAGUUUUUCUUUUCUUUCAAUUUUCCAUUUCCAUUUUCUUUCUUCUUUCACUCUUUCUGGUUUUUCAUUUUCUGUUUGUUGAAGAGAGUUUUAGGGUCGACAAUGAAGGACAACGGUGUUGAAAACCCUCUUCGCCUUCAGUCUGUAAAUCAUAUCUCCCUCAUAUGCAGAUCAGUGGAAGAAUCAAUGGAUUUCUACCAGAACGUUCUAGGAUUUUCCCCAAUCAGGAGGCCUGGUUCUUUUGAUUUUGAUGGGGCAUGGCUAUUCGGCUACGGUAUCGGAAUUCAUCUGCUAGAAGCAGAGAACCCAGAAAAGUUGCCAAAGAAGAAGGAAAUUAACCCAAAGGAUAAUCAUAUAUCUUUUCAGUGUGAGAGCAUGGGAGCUGUGGAGAAGAAGCUGAAGGAGAUGGAAAUUGCUUAUGUGAGAGCAACAGUGGAGGAAGGAGGUAUUCAAGUGGACCAGCUAUUUUUCCACGACCCUGAUGGAUUCAUGAUCGAAAUAUGUAACUGUGAUAGUCUCCCUGUGAUUCCCUUGGUUGGUGAAGUGGCAAGAUCAUGUUCCCUUGUGAAUCUUGAGAAAAUGCAGAAUCAGCAGCAGAUACAAAACAUGCUUCAGAAACUCUGAUGAAAUGAUCCUUAAGUUCUUAAGUGGUGAAUCUUGAGAAAAUGCAGAAUCAGCAACAUGCUUCAUCCUUAGGUGAAUCUUGAAGAGUAUAUCUACACGGAUCACAAGGAUUAGUUAAGUUAGCUUUUUUUUAAUAUCUAGCUGAGUUGUUAAUUUAUCAUGAACUUGUCUCUUUUGUUCAGUUUCCAUUGUGAUAUGAUCAUCAAAUAACAAGCAAUUUGCCAAACAGAGUAGUGCUUUUCCAAC
Vigna angularis (adzuki bean) is the source of this 885-nucleotide messenger RNA. RefSeq names its product glyoxylase I 4. NCBI's taxonomy places the organism in Eukaryota, Viridiplantae, Streptophyta, Magnoliopsida, Fabales, Fabaceae. The coding region runs from base 118 to 639 and encodes 173 amino acids. The record is from RefSeq and is a predicted model, not a curated record. The transcript has 3 exons.